This is a messenger RNA of Amoebophrya sp. A25, 3407 nucleotides long. The record is from the annotation of a GenBank genome assembly. NCBI's taxonomy places the organism in Eukaryota, Dinophyceae, Syndiniales, Amoebophryaceae.
GGAGAAGUCAAAAGUAAGCGUGCUCACCCUUUUGGUUACGCACUACCAGAACAGACCCGAUAACAAGAAAGAACAUGAUGAGUCCGCCUCUUUUGCUCCACCAGGAGCGUACGUCCGAAAACGGACACCUACAGGAGAACGCUUGUCCAGCUUCAAAUAAGAUGCUGACCGUUACAACUCCAUUAUCCAGUCCUCCUCCACUGAGUCCUCCCCUGCCUCAGCCUGACGACUAUGGACCACGCAUCGACCGACCCGGCCGAGUGUUGAGACCUUUAAGUUUUUUUGAUGUUUGGUGCGUAGUCGUGCUAGUGUUAAUAUUUAUACUCUCAACCUUAGGCUUAUCCCAUGAAACAAUAUUUAUACAAUGGAUGAUCAUGUCGUAGUGUUAAUACAAUGGAUGAUGAAAGCGAAAGGUACAGGUAGCAAAGUUCAUCUUGUUCCAACCUUCUCUGUUUGCACUUACUAGAGUAAUCUCCUACUUAGCUUCUAAUUGCCGGCAACGAAGCAACCAUCUUGCUACCGCCAACGCCUCUUUGUGCUAGUAACCGGAGUGCUCCCGUCACCGCAGGCGUUUCAGAGAUUUGUAUCUCAGUCAACAGUUGUUAUGUUGACAAUGCUUGAGUUGAUGAACAGAGUAGGUGUAGCUGUAUUCAUGCUUGCUCAGAAAAUAAUUAGCUAGGAGCAGGUGACUUCAAGUGGGAAACUUUACGGUUGCAAGUUAAUCCUAAUGUUAAGGCUCAACUUUCAUUGGUCAUUGAGGUUAGUCACUGAGAUCGAAGAGGAGACCCCUGGAGGAAAGAUGGGGGGAAAACGAAGGGAAAGGGGAGAGCCUUGAAGGGGGUCCGUCCCUUCCGUUCAGGGUCAGUGACCAUUGAAUGCUGAGCUUUAAUACUAGUUGUAGGGACACUUUUCCUGCCAUAACAAUGACCUGUUGGCAAAUAAAGCUAGAGCUUCAGGAGCUGCCACGCUUAUGCGACUGGGAGAAGUUGGACCAGCACAGCAACAGUUUGGGCUGGCAGGUGUAGAAGAUGAAGAACAAAUGUUGAGGUUGACGAGUCCAGUAGCAGUUUUUAAUGUUGAACAGCAGAAGCAGCAGCAGCAGCAAGAAGUAGCACAAGCAGCGCCACAAGUGUCGGCAUCGUUGAGUACAGUAGAAGCUACAACAAGUACUCCUCCAGUACCAUUUGCUAAAAGUAAAACAAGUACCACCUCCACUUCACCGAAGCAAGAACCCAGAUUGUCAUUCAUAGGUGCACGCGCAGACUCUCCCACAAGCACUAGUUUCAAGGACAAGGAAAAGAAAAAGAGCAUGUUGAUAUGGCAAACUGGAGGUUAGAGGUUCUUGUUAUAUAUUCAUACUAAGUAAGAGAAUCAGAAUGUGCUUAAUAUCGUGCGAAUGAAUAUUAUCAAUUUUCGAAUGAACUCCUGCCAGUCUAAGACACUAAUCUCGAGAUUCAAUCAUGAAACAACGUUCAUCUUCACCAUGAUAACAACAAUGUUGACGCUCUUCCCACAACUCCUUCUAAAAAGGGUAAACACAACGAGCAAAAGCAUGAGCGAUAUCAGAUGGGACAAGACGCGGGCGCUUUCUAGUUAUGACCAGCUUAUUAUUUAUCCGUCUUCAAUUUGUUUUUCAGAAACACCUCGACGCAACCCUUUGAGGCCCUCCAUGAAAUACUCCAACAAGGUAAAGCAAAGGGGUCGAGAUGAAGUGACCUUGAGUUUGUGGUGACCUUCUAAUUUCCGAUUUAGAGUGGAUCUUAUUUUCGAGCAACUACAGCUACUUUACUUACUUUAUUUACUUACUUUACUUACUUACUUAUAUUUUGGUUAUUUUUUUACCCGAGAUGAAUACCCGCCAAAUCUUCUAAUCUCGAGCUUUGUCCUCUGCCGCUGUUGGUGCCUCGCAGACUUCGAGAGCUUCUCUAGCGGAAGUGGGUCCGGUCGUCUCUGAGACGAUUUCAGGCGCCAUUGGAGGGAAGAAAUUUGUCGAACGUAAGAACACACGGCAGAGCUUUUUGUGCGAGGCAGCUUCACUCUUCACCGCAAACAACAUGUUGUUGCAGUCGACGGGUCCCGCUUCGAAUGACUCGGAUGAAGAUGAUGAUGAACAAGACUUUGAAGAAGACUUUGAAGACGAUGAUGAUUUAUACUCUUCUAGGGCAGGGUCUGGAUCGGAUACGGAUUUUGGCGAAUCGAGAACGCUUCGUAACAGACAGAACAUUAUGCUGGCCCCACUUAAAAAUCCAUCUUUAUUUAGCCUGAGUUAUCCUUCCCAGUCCCAACUGUAAAAUUGCGGACGAAGCAGAUGAGGGAAAAGAUGGAUAGUAGAACUGAGAUCUAAGAACAUGAACAAUCAGCAAUCUUCGAAGAUAAUCAGGAGACACGUGAUGGGCAACCACAUCGGCGCAGCAAACGCCCAAGGACCACGGAAAUGCAGAGUUACAAGUAUGGAAGUCGUGGGGAUUGAAUGAUUAUCAGUACUUGCUUCUAGAGAAAUUGCAAUUAGCGCACUUCCAUCAUGAUUCACCGGCUUCCUCCUAACUGACCCCCUUCACUGACCCCCUUCCAAAAGCCUUUUUUCCAUCCUAGUUCAUAGAGAUCACGCCCUUUCUCUAUUAUGGGAUCGAUCCGUGCGCUGAGACGUUUGUGUGCACUUACCGGAUGGACUUGGAAGCGGAUGUACCCAUGUCAGACUGGGAUGCGAAGGCUAAGGGUUUAUUCCAAGACGGACUAGAACACCAGGACGAAAACGAUCGACAAGAGAAGAAAAUAGACGAGAAGCAGGAGCUUAAAGGGACGAGAAUAGAUCGAGAUCAAGAACAACAGUCUAGUACUAGUUGUAGAGGAGGGGAUAAAAAUCAUAAAGAUGUCAACGCCGUGAAUGAAGUAGACGAGCCUGACGGGGAAGCCGCGCAAACCGCCGUGACAUCCUCAUCCGCACAUCCUCAUCAUCACAGUACAGCAGCUUCUUCACGAACCGGAGGACCUCAAAAGGAUGGACAUGCUGGUGAACAUCAACUUGACUACAGUCCUCAUGAUUGUUCAUCGAAUGUUUCUAGUGGAAUACCCGCUUCAGAUUCAUCUGAGCACGAUGUAGAGCUAGAUCACACUACUCAUAUUUCCGGCAAAACCAGAACUCCUAUUAAGGGUUGGAAGUCUAAAAAUGCUACAAGAGCACCAAAGCCAAACCACAAAGUAGGAGCCUCAUCUUCUUCAUCAUCAACUCCAUCUAUGCCACAACUCUCAACCUCGAGAACGACGCAGAUAGAGACUUUUGCGGAGAGUGAAAGCACAAGUUGUCCCUUCCCCUUGCCGAAAUUCAUCCAUAAGAACAGUAUCAAUUUGCAAGUUUUCUGGACUACGUGGAGCGCAGAAAUGCUAGAAGAUGAAAAGAGAAGAAAAAC